Molecule: messenger RNA, 1266 nt
Organism: Prunus dulcis (almond)
Lineage: Eukaryota; Viridiplantae; Streptophyta; Magnoliopsida; Rosales; Rosaceae
Product: 2-hydroxyisoflavanone dehydratase-like
Molecular function (GO): hydrolase activity
Source: RefSeq, a predicted model, not a curated record
AACCCUCAAGCUUCACCCUUUCAAUUCAUUACUUAUCUUAUAUCUCUGCCCUCGAAUGACUUCCACCACCAUCGCCACCACCACCGCGAAAGAAAUAGCCUCCGAAUUCCUUCCUCGCAUCAGAAUCUACAAAGAUGGCACAGUGGAACGCCUUCUGGGCUCUCCCUAUGUGCCCCCUUCUCCUCAUGACCCACAAACCAGAGUCUCCUCUAAAGACUUAACUUUUUCACACAACCCCAACAUCUCUGCUCGACUUUACCUCCCAAAUGUCCCUCAAAACCAAACCCAAAAGCUACCCAUCUUGGUUUACUUCCAUGGUGGAGCAUUUUGCAUUGAAUCUGCCUUCUCGUUCCUUGACCACCGUUAUCUCAACCCCUUGGUCUCAGAAGCCCAAGUAAUAGCUGUCUCUGUUGAGUACAGACUUCCCCCAGAGAACCCACUUCCUAUUGCUUAUGAAGAUUGCUGGGCUGCGCUUCAAUGGGUCACUUCUCACGCAAACAACGAAGAAUUAGAUGAUAACAAAGAACUGUUACUCAACUAUGGAGAUUUUGAUAGAUUGUACAUUGGUGGUGAUAGUGCAGGUGGCAAUAUUGCACAUAACUUGGCUAUGAAGGUAGGGGCUGAAAGCUUGUUUGGUGCUGUGAAAAUUUUGGGUGCAUUUCUGUCCCACUCUUAUUUUUGGGGUUCCAAGCCAAUUGGGUCAGAGCCUAAAGGUGAAGACUUUGAGAAGACUAUGGAGUAUAAAGUUUGGGACUUUGUUUAUCCAUCAGCUCCUGGGGGGAUUGAUAAUCCAAUGGUGAAUCCAGCAGGUGAGGGUGCCCCGAGCCUGGCUGGACUCGGGUGCUCUAAGCUGCUUGUGUGUGUUGCAGGCAAGGAUCAGCUGAGGGAUCGAGGUGUUUGGUAUUGUGAUUUGGUGAGGGAAAGUGGGUGGAAAGGAGAAGUGGAGCUGUUUGAAGUGGAAGGAGAGGACCAUUGCUUUCAUAUCUUGAGUGGGACUGAGACGGAGAAUGUUAAGAAAAUGAUCAAACGCUUGGCUUCUUUUCUUGUCUAGUAUUAUUUAUCAUGUCAGUUUGCUCACGUUUGUGACUGUUGAGCUCUGCCCAUCCCAUUUCUCUCUUUGACAAAAAGAAAAAGAAAAAUAACUGGCUGACUUUUUCCUCAAGUAAAACCCAUUUUCUCUUUUCUCCUCAAGUACUACUUAGUGGUUGUAAUGUCUUUUAUGAUAUUUGAAUAAUUGGAAUCUAUUGACAGUGUUUAGUGUGAGCA